AUGUCGAACUUAGUACUUCUACAAGUGCCUCACUCACCCGGCCCAAAACACAACCGAAGCUCUUCAGUUUAUUCUCGCAACUCUUGUGAUUCGACUUUCUCCGCCUACACUGGCACCACUCUAGCUGCAGAAGUAUGUCCCACAACAAUUCGAGCCCGGGAAUCGCGAUUGAGCUAUUCAGGUCCAUGUGAUGGGACGGUAUUUUAUAUUUACGAUAAACCACUGCCACCACUGCCACAGGAAGCUCUUGUUCAGAAACAGAAGCCUUUGCCUCCGUUACCCCCCAAUAUGUCUCGUCGCAGAUCCCAUCAAAACAUGAGAAAUGCAAUGUCGGAACCUAGGAACGAUACCAUAUACUAUGACGAGAAAGAGGUGUAUGUCCACAACCCGUUCAGUGAUGAGAAAGUAGUGCUGGUAGAAAGCUGGGAUGAUAAGGAAAAACGAUUGUGA
Molecule: messenger RNA, 450 nt
Organism: Botrytis fragariae
Lineage: Eukaryota; Fungi; Ascomycota; Leotiomycetes; Helotiales; Sclerotiniaceae
Exons: 2
Coding region: 1-450 (149 amino acids)
Source: RefSeq, a predicted model, not a curated record